GUCCUCAAAUCUAUCCAUCCAUCAAUCAUCUUUCUGCCUUAAAAUUUCAUCACUUGCAACUCCAUAAAUUCUUCACUUUAAACUCAAAAAUUUGAAGAUUGAGCUUUGAAUUUCACUUUUGGAUGCUUGCUUGUAACGUUUCUUCAUCAUUGUUUCAGAGUGAUAUAAUUAGACAAAGUACCUUAAGAUGUCAAGUGCUACUAUUACUUGUGUAAACCAGAUGUCCAUAAGUGAACAAGUCUGCCAAGGAGUUGGAUCAAUUCUAGGAACCUUUGGAUGUGAUGAAAAACCAAAAUACGAAAGUAGUGCUAAUUCAUUGAGAAGGACACUUUCUGCUGUUGACAUGUCUUCUAGAGUUACUGGUCAAGAUAUCGAACCAAAGAAUGAUUUUGCUCAAAAACAACAACAACAACAACAAGGACAGCUUGAUAUUUGGAGUUCAGUUCUAACUCAAAAACCAUCAUCUCUUCCACCUCCUUAUAUUCAUCCUCUUGUCAAAAAAUCCAAGAGUUGUUUAUCUCUUAGAAGCCUCGAGAUUUGUACUGAAAACUUAGGUUCUGAGUCCGGCUCUGAUGGUUACCCUCCUUCUAGCGUCAGUCUUUCCGAUACUGAAGAAGAACGUGAAGAGAUUAAUGAAGAGGAAGAAGAAGCAAUCCAAGAAGUAGUAGUAGAAGAAACUAAGACACCAGAGCUAGUCAAAGUUGAUAUUAAGGAAGUAGUAGUGAUGAAUUAUAGUAAGAAACAAUCACCACCAUUACUAGCUCCUAGAUCUUUCCCACCCCCACUGAAAUCACUCUCUAAAUCAGUAGUAGUAGGGGGAAUUCACAUGAAAACUCAUCGUAAAGAUGGAAGAUUAGUUCUUGAAGCUGUCACUGUUCCGACUUCUCAAAACAACUUCAAUUCUCAGCGUCAAGACGGCCGUCUUGUUCUAACUUUCGCUUCACCUAUCUCAAAAUCCAAAUCAUUCGACGACAACGGAGAAGAUGUUUUUGAAACUGAUGAGGAAGUAGAAUUCGAUAUUAGUCCAGAUAAUGAGAUUGAAGAACCCAUAAUCGAAGAAGAUGAAGACAGGAUUGUAUUGGAAAUGACAAGUAGUACUAGAGUACUUCAGAAACUGCAGCCAACUGGAGUGAUGAAUGUUCACAGAUCAGCGAUGAAUAAGUUUAUAGGUCUGACAAACAACACAACUUUGUCAUCAUUGUCUAAGAAUAACAACUUCGAGAGACCAAUGAUUAAUCUUGGUCAUGAAGUACUAUCACGGCCACUUCCAUUAUCAGCAUCAACACUAGCUGCAGCACCACAACAAACUAUUGCAGCGGCAGCGGUCGAAGGUUCAUGUUUCAACAGGUAUGAGUACUGCUGGCGAAAGGAGACAGCCGCAAUCGGUGGAAUUUGUGAUUCACAUAACCAUCAACAAUCACUGCCCAACGCCAACAAAUAUACUUACAACAGCAACAACAACAACAACAGCAAUAAUCUCUUAACCAGCAGUAAGAAUAAUUACUAUAUUAAUAAUAGUAAUAAUCUCUUUGUUAAGGAUUCAAUAACAACAACAACAAAAGGAGGAGCGAAAGAUUAUAAGGAGCUGGAGAGACAAAAUCUUGCCGAACAUCUCAUAGUACUUCCAGCUUACUGUAAACCAGAACCAAGGAGAUCUCUAGUGAAAGUUUGGGAACCACAGUGCAUUGCCACAUCUUAAUAAUUCAUCAAAAUCAUUUCAUAUAUUAAUUAUAGAUAUUUCCUUUAUAUUGUUGAGUUUAUGCGUAAUAAGUAACAUUUUUACUACUAGUAUUUAUAUGAUGCAAGAGUAUAUGUGUAUAUGGUCUUCUAUGUAAUAAUAGAGCCUGGUGGGUGUCGAACAUUGUUAUAAAAUAACAAAGGGAGCACCUGUAAUUUGUGAAUGAGAUAUUUAAUUUAAGAAAAAUAAAAAAUAUUAUUAUUAUAUUUAA
This is a messenger RNA of Papaver somniferum (opium poppy), 1949 nucleotides long. Its product is annotated as protein FAF-like, chloroplastic. The record is from RefSeq and is a predicted model, not a curated record. Lineage: Eukaryota; Viridiplantae; Streptophyta; Magnoliopsida; Ranunculales; Papaveraceae. The transcript has 2 exons. The coding region runs from base 188 to 1699 and encodes 503 amino acids.